AUGGCGGACAGACAACGCAGACGGCGAAAUUACUUUAAUAAUCGUCCAGAAAGGAGGGUUCCAGACCGCUCUAAUCCAUUGGAAAUUUAUAAUAGGGGUCAAUGCUAUAUGAAAUUUCGCUUUUUCCCAGAAACUAUUUUGUUUAUUUGCAAUUUAGUUUUCCCUUUCAUACAAAGAACACAGAAUCAAAGGAAGGCGUUGACAGUUCCUCAAUCAGUCUGCUUGGUUUUGCGAAUUUUGGCUGGCGGUUCUUUUUAUGUAUGUAUUGGGGACAUUGUUAGUGUGUCGAAAUCCACCGUUUGUAGAGAGGUAGCUAGAAUCAUCCCAUUACUGGCCAAUCUUUCUAAUAGAUUCAUAAAGUUUCCAUCUGGGAGAGAGAUUAUUGAUGUCAAGACUGCUUUCCAUGAUAGAGCAGGUAUGUACAUUUUAUUUUCUGUUUCUGUAUCCUAUUAA
Lottia gigantea (owl limpet) is the source of this 453-nucleotide messenger RNA. RefSeq lists its product as hypothetical. Lineage: Eukaryota; Metazoa; Mollusca; Gastropoda; Lottiidae. Bases 1 to 453 code for a protein of 150 amino acids. The transcript has a single exon. The record is from RefSeq and is a predicted model, not a curated record.